GUCUCCGCGCGAAACCGCAUUGAACCAUCCUCCAUCGGCUUCUUCAAAUCACCUCCUCCUUCUCGUCCUUCUCCUCCUCCUCGUCAUCGCUAUCGCCGUCGCCGCCGACGCCGAGAGCGAAACACUCGUGGAUGACCUCCUCCUCCUCCUCGUUGGAUGGGCAACACCUGCCGAGGUUCCUUGAGGAGCAAGUAUCCUGAAAGCAUCUCCAAUCCCUCCUGCCGAUCAACGCCUGCAAUCCCUCCUUCUGAAUCCGGAGAUCCCCCAAAGCUCCAGCUCGCCUCCACCGCCACCGUCGUUGCCGCCAUGCGUUGUGGAGUGGAGACGCCAUCAAGCUGCAUCCUCGGCCACAAGACGACCAACAUCAGGGACCUCUAUACCCUCGGGCGGAAGUUAGGGCAAGGCCAGUUCGGCACCACGUACCUCUGCACGGAGAUCGCCACCGGUGUUUGUUACGCCUGCAAGUCCAUCUCCAAGCGGAAGCUCAUCUCCAAAGAGGACUUCGACGAUGUCCGGCGGGAGAUCCAGAUCAUGCACCAUUUGUCCGGGCACAAGAACGUCGUGAGUAUCAAGGGGGCUUAUGAGGACCCGCUCUAUGUGCACAUCGUGAUGGAGCUCUGCUCCGGCGGGGAGUUGUUCGAUAGAAUUAUUCAGAGAGGGCAUUACAGCGAGCGGAAGGCGGCGGAGCUCACGAAGAUCAUUGUUGGGGUCGUGGAAGCCUGCCAUUCGCUUGGGGUUAUGCAUAGAGAUCUCAAGCCGGAGAAUUUCUUGUUGGUUAACAAGGACGAUGAUUUGUCCCUUAAGGCCAUUGAUUUUGGGCUCUCUGUCUUUUUCAAACCUGGUCAGGUUUUCACAGAUGUGGUUGGGAGUCCAUACUAUGUUGCUCCUGAGGUAUUGCGCAAGAAAUAUGGGCCGGAAGCUGAUGUUUGGACAGCUGGAGUCAUCCUUUAUAUAUUGUUGAGUGGAGUACCACCUUUUUGGGCUGAGACACAGCAGGGGAUAUUUGACGCUGUUCUGAAGGGUGUCCUUGAUUUUGAUUCAGACCCAUGGCCUUUAAUAUCCGAUAGUGCCAAGGACCUCAUCCGAAAGAUGCUUUGUCCUCGGCCUUGCGACCGCUUGAAGGCCCAUGAAGUACUAUGUCAUCCUUGGAUUUGUGAGAAUGGAGUUGCUCCUGACAGAGCCCUUGAUUCAGCUGUUCUGUCUCGUCUCAAACAGUUCUCAGCAAUGAACAAGUUAAAGAAAAUGGCAUUGCGAGUAAUAGCUGAAAGUUUGUCAGAAGAGGAGAUCGCUGGAUUAAAAGAAAUGUUCCAGGCAAUGGACACAGACAACAGUGGUGCAAUUACUUUUGACGAGCUGAAAGAAGGCUUGAGAAAAUAUGGUUCAAAUUUAAAGGAAUCAGAGAUUCGAGAUCUCAUGAAUGCUGCAGAUGUGGACAAAAGUGGUACCAUAGAUUAUGGAGAAUUUAUUGCAGCAACUCUGCAUAUUAACAAACUGGAACGUGAGGAGCAUUUGGCGGCAGCAUUUUCAUAUUUUGACAAAGAUGGAAGCGGUUACAUUACAGUUGAUGAGCUUCAGCAAGCUUGUAAAGAACAAAAUAUGGAAGACCUUUCUCUUGAAGAUAUUAUCAAAGAAGUCGAUCAGGACAAUGAUGGUUGCAUUGACUAUGGUGAAUUUGUUGCCAUGAUGCGAAAGGGCAAUGUUAACAUGGGUAUUGGUAGAAGAACCAUGCGAAAUGCUUUGAAUUUGAGCAUCAGAGACGACCGGGAGCUAGCUAAAUGAAAUCUAACAUUGUACAGGUCAUGACACACAAACUAUGGAGAAGUACAGGAGCUUCUCAAGUUGUCGAAAUUUACAAAAAAUUUGAAAAGAAAGUAGUGAUGCAGGAAGCUUGAAUUUAGGAAUGCGGAGCAUUUGUGAUAAUAAUUGCUUCGAUAUCAGAGAACAUGUUCUCACUGAUGCAUAGAUGAUCUAAAGCCUAACUGAUAUUGUUUCUUUGCAAAUCUUUGAAUGUGGGUAUCUUUAGAAAUUGUAAUUAUCAUCACAAAAUUCAGUUAUUGGCAGGAUUUGUAUGUAACAUGGCAUUAGCACACUUGCCGGAAAGAAUGAUGUUUGAUUCUCUCUGUAACUUCAUGCUCUUCUUUGUGAGAAACAAGUAAAUUUUAUAAAUAUGGUUCAGUGUGGAAUGAUGCUUGAAAAGUAA
This is a messenger RNA of Dioscorea cayenensis subsp. rotundata (Guinea yam), 2200 nucleotides long. Its product is annotated as calcium-dependent protein kinase 26-like. The record is from RefSeq and is a predicted model, not a curated record. Bases 157 to 1779 code for a protein of 540 amino acids. Gene Ontology annotation, biological process: peptidyl-serine phosphorylation; protein autophosphorylation; intracellular signal transduction. NCBI's taxonomy places the organism in Eukaryota, Viridiplantae, Streptophyta, Magnoliopsida, Dioscoreales, Dioscoreaceae. The transcript is spliced from 8 exons. Gene Ontology annotation, cellular component: nucleus; cytoplasm. Gene Ontology annotation, molecular function: calcium ion binding; calcium-dependent protein serine/threonine kinase activity; calcium/calmodulin-dependent protein kinase activity.